UUCCCUGUGUUGUUGAGUUCUCGCAAGAGCUCUUUCAACACCCUUUAGUCCAGAGAGGGUUACGGAGCAGCCCAUUACUUUAUCAGCUCUGUGGUAAAGAGCCAACCAUGAUGGGCAAAGUGCUAGUCCUGCUGUGGACGUCAGCUACGCUGGUGACUUCAGUCACGGUGGAUGAAAGCAAGAAGACACUGACAAAUGUCCCUGCUUCCUACGCUUCAAACAUUACCAAGCUUAGGCUUGCCUAUAACCUUAUUGUGAUGAACAGUUCGGAUACACAAGCCCUGAGUCACUACCCUAACCUAACAGAGCUGGACCUCUCAUACAACCACAUAGCCCAGUUGUCUGGAGAGGCUUUCCCUAGCCUCAGCAGCCUGCACUUGCUCAUUCUGAAAGGGAAUAAUUUGCAAACAGUGAGAAAUGAAUCCUUUGCUGGGCUGGGGAAACUCAGGAGGCUGGAUCUCGGAAAGAACCCAUGGAACUGUUCCUGCCUGUUUGUGAGCUUCAUGAAGUGGAUGAACAAUUCUGGAGUGCGGACAGAAGGACCAGAUGCUGUCUGUGCUACUCCAAAGAACAUGGCUGGCAAAAGCAUUCUAGAUGUGGCCAAUGCAUGCUCAUUCAAGAAACCAGCACUGCCAGUGACUUCAGACCCAGUCACUAGUACAACGGCUGUUAUAACUCCUACCUCAACAGCUUUUACCAGGGGCCAAAGAACAACAUAUGUGGAAUCAAACACAGCAGCCAACCACAACAUUUCAAACAAAGAUUCUUUGGCAGCAGGCAGCAGAAAUGGGCAGCAGGAGCCUGUAGUGAGCAACACCUGGAAGUUCCUCGCUGGAGUGGUACUCAUUGCUCUCUGCACAUCCAUGUUCAUCAUAUGUGCCAUCAAAUCCCCCUCCUGGUACAAGCUGCUCUUUGACUACCGCCACCAGAGGCUGCAUGAGUUAGACGAGCCCAGCAACACGGGCCGGUACUUCAACUUCAGCCUGGACACAGAGCAGACUGAGACCAGCGCCCAAGAGCUGGACCAAGACCCCAAAGCCCCGUCACCCGAGGACGAGGAUGGUUUUAUAGAGGACGGCUACAUCCAAGCCGAGAAUUACAAAGACCAUGAUGACAUUGAUGAAAUAUAAACUCUGGUAUGGGCUCAUGAAGCCUUUCUUUUCUAGUGUGCUGAUUAACUAAGUUAGUGAAAGGCAGGACUCUAGCCUCUUUCACAAACCAUAUAAAUCCUUGAUGUCACUCGACAGAUGUCUUUCAUAGUGCAACAUACACUACACUGUGUAUGUGCUUUCUCCCAAAUUAAGCUUCUCUAUCACAGACUGAUAGCUAAGCUUGCAGCAAAGCCGACUGCCGCCACAGGCUUAAUAGACUCUGAAGCGAACCUUUCAUCACUUGUUGGCAAGAGGUGGUUUCCUCCAUGACUGCAGGCUUCCACCCCAUUUGUCUUACUGCCAAAAUCUUUCAGCCUCUCAGAUUUAAAUUUUUUGUUUAAGUCUGGUAGAUUCACAGAGGACGAGGUAGACUUGGUCUACAAAGCAGAGCCAUUUUCCAAAUGGAGACCCACAUGCAGUGUCAAGAACACAUGAAUACAAAAAUUAAAGUGAUGCAAGACAGCAAAUCAGCUGUAAAUCAUCAUUUGUUUUCCUGGUGCAUUUGUAUCGUUCAUGUUCCCUAGCACUGCCUAACAGACACAAGUGUUGCAUUAAGGACAGUCACUCUGUGGUUCCUGUGCUUCUUGUUUAAAACACAGCAUGUAUUGUCAGUGUUAAACUUGGUGGACAACUGUAUUAACAAUGAACUUUAAUUGUGAACAACAAUGAGCAAAUUAGGUGAUCUGUGAUUCAUAAAGAGGCACUACAUGAUUUGAAGUUAGUAAAUAAACAACUAAUAAAAUAUAAAUGUUGAAAACAGGGUGCUGCCUGUUUUCUGUGCAAAACAGUAACUAUGUCUCUUGUUUCUCAACAGCACAAUCAGUCAAAAAUGUCCAGUGAAGAGAUGUUGUACGUAGGGGAACAGUGAAAUCACUCCAGGGCCCUCUAGUGUACUAUAUCAGAAAUGCAUUAGCUGUUCAGAGAAUGAAGCAGCAAUAUGUUUAUGAGGAAGCACUUACUCUCUUCUUUCUGUGAAUAUCACAUCUAUGCUUUGGGCUUGUCUGUCAUUCUGUGCUUUCAGCUAAAAAUGUGGAGAGAAAUAUGAUGUGAAAAUAUUACUGAGAUAUUAAUUUGAAAACAAUAAGAUAUUACAAAAGUCAUACAAAAUAAAAAGAGAA
Electrophorus electricus (electric eel) is the source of this 2269-nucleotide messenger RNA. Its product is annotated as leucine-rich repeat-containing protein 19. NCBI's taxonomy places the organism in Eukaryota, Metazoa, Chordata, Actinopteri, Gymnotiformes, Gymnotidae. The record is from RefSeq and is a predicted model, not a curated record. Gene Ontology annotation, molecular function: protein binding.